This is a messenger RNA of Suillus bovinus, 585 nucleotides long. RefSeq lists its product as uncharacterized. The record is from RefSeq and is a predicted model, not a curated record. Bases 1 to 585 code for a protein of 194 amino acids. The transcript has 3 exons. Lineage: Eukaryota; Fungi; Basidiomycota; Agaricomycetes; Boletales; Suillaceae.
AUGACCCCAUUCUCUACUCCUGCUGUCAAUGCCAUGAACAUUGACCACCCAGCUGACUGGAAAGAGCCUGGAGAGCACUAUCCUACUCCCAGACCCUCCAGAGGGAGAGGAGGGUGUAAUCACUCUCCUCGACAGUGCGAGCAUGACUCUGAUGCCCUCAGUGCCUUCACGUGCUUCUUCCGUGCCGAGGCCCAAGCCAAAGAAUUAGCAACUAGAAAAGAGGUGCAUGCCUUUGAUCAACAGAUUAGGGCUGAGCACUCAUGCUCUUUUCCCCCUUACUACCCCCCUAGUCGAAAUCUCACUGUCAACUACCGUCGUCCCCAGAAGGAUCUCUGCUCCAGGACCGAGCAUCCCCAAUGGGCACCUCGUACUGUUGGUGCACCAGACAGAUGUCCAUCCACAGCUGCUCAGGUUAUUGCUGAUAUCACCAGCAACGCUGAGGCAAUCCUUGCCCCUGCCCCCACCCCAAUCAUUGCUACUCCUGACCCUGGACCAGACAUAGAUGAGAUCAUAGUGGCAGCUGAGCAACGUGCUCAUCCUGUUCUUACUCUUAGCCACUUUUGCCUUGAUGAGCGUACCUCAUGA